Mercenaria mercenaria is the source of this 2785-nucleotide messenger RNA. RefSeq names its product T-complex protein 1 subunit eta-like. The coding region runs from base 104 to 1735 and encodes 543 amino acids. The record is from RefSeq and is a predicted model, not a curated record. Gene Ontology annotation, cellular component: chaperonin-containing T-complex. Gene Ontology annotation, biological process: protein folding. NCBI's taxonomy places the organism in Eukaryota, Metazoa, Mollusca, Bivalvia, Venerida, Veneridae. Gene Ontology annotation, molecular function: ATP-dependent protein folding chaperone; ATP binding; ATP hydrolysis activity. The transcript is spliced from 12 exons.
UAGUAUGAGCCGGUCUACAACGGUACAGUACGAGUUUUAUACAGCCUUGAAUUACUCCCCUUGAGAAAAAGCUCUUCAAGAAGGAGAAUAGAAGCUAUCGAAAAUGAUGCAACCUCAGAUCAUCUUGUUGAAGGAGGGGACAGACUCAUCACAGGGAGUCCCACAGAUAGUAAGCAAUAUAAAUGCUUGUGGUGCAAUUGCAGAUGCUGUUAGGACCACUCUCGGCCCUAGGGGCAUGGACAAACUCAUGGUUGAUGAUAAAGGAAAAGCAACCAUAUCAAAUGAUGGUGCUACCAUUAUGAAGACACUAGAUAUUGUUCAUCCAGCAGCAAAAACACUAGUAGAUAUUGCAAAGUCACAAGAUGCUGAAGUUGGAGAUGGAACAACAUCAGUGGUAUUAUUGGCUGGAGAAUUCCUGAAACAAGCUAAACCUUACAUAGAGGAGGCAGUUCAUCCACAAGUUAUCAUCAAGGCAUUCAGAAGGGCAGCUGCAUUGGCUGUUGAGAAGGUGAAGGAGCUUGCUGUACAAAUUAAAAGGAGUAACCCUGAGGAUCAGAGACAGAUGUUGUUGAAAUGUGCAUCUACAUCUCUCAGUUCCAAGCUUGUUGCCCAUCAGAAAGAAUUCUUUUCAAAAAUGGUUGUAGAUGCAGUUCUGAUGUUGGAUGAGUUACUCCCCUUGAACAUGAUCGGAGUGAAAAAGAUCACAGGUGGCGCUCUUGAAGAUUCCAGGCUAGUAGAUGGUGUAGCUUUCAAGAAAACAUUCAGUUAUGCAGGUUUUGAAAUGCAGCCAAAGGAAUACGAGAAUCCUAAAAUAGCAUUGCUUAAUGUUGAGCUGGAGUUGAAGGCAGAGAAGGAAAAUGCGGAAAUUAGAGUUGAUAAUGUUAAGGAAUAUCAAGCAAUAGUAGAUGCAGAAUGGAAAAUCUUAUACGAUAAAUUAGAUAAGAUUCACAAGAGUGGAGCAAAAGUUGUUCUGUCCAAGUUGCCUAUAGGAGAUGUAGCGACACAAUAUUUUGCUGACAGAGAUAUGUUCUGUGCAGGCCGUGUUGUAGAUGAAGAUUUAAAGAGAACAAUGAAAGCAUGUGGUGGUUCUAUACAAACCUCAGUUGGCAAUCUCGUAGACAGUGUCCUAGGUUCUUGUGCAAAAUUUGAAGAAAUACAAGUGGGUGGGGAACGUUAUAAUUUGUUUACUGGUUGUCCACAAGCAAGAACCUGUACAUUGCUGUUGCGUGGUGGUGCCGAACAAUUUAUUGAAGAAACAGAAAGAUCUCUACAUGAUGCCAUCAUGAUUGUAAGACGAGCCAUGAAAAAUGAUUCUGUUGUAGCAGGUGGUGGAGCUGUAGAAAUGGAACUUAGUAAACAUUUACGAGAUUGUUCACGCACUAUAGCGGGUAAAGAACAGUUACUGAUUGGAGCUAUGGCUAAGGCAUUUGAGAUUAUUCCUCGACAGUUGUGUGACAAUGCUGGUUUCGAUGCUACCAAUAUCCUCAAUAAACUGCGACAGAGUCAUGCUCAAGGUGGAAAAUGGUAUGGAGUUGAUGUUCUGAAUGAAGAUAUAGCUGACAAUUUUGAAGCAUUUGUAUGGGAACCAUCAGUUGUUAAGAUCAACGCUAUCACUGCCGCUGCGGAGGCCACCUGUCUUAUAUUGUCUGUUGAUGAAACAAUAAAAAAUCCACAAGCAGGGGGCGAAGGCGGGCCACCAGGAGGAAUGGGACGUGGUCGAGGGCGACCAAUGUAGACUAAAACAAUUUAUAUAAAUAGAGCCUCAGUGUGAUUGUUAUAUAUGUGCUGUUUUUGAGGAUAUUAUUUAUUUCUCAUCCUGGAGUACUUGUGCUGGAGAUUUUUACUUGAGGAUGCCAUGGCGGCUAUGCAUAGGUUCAAGUCAAACUCCCCAUUGAUUAUAUCACAUGGAACAUAGCUGUAAUGUUCCUUUAUCUGGUAAAACGAAGGUCUAAAAUUUCUUGAAUCUGUUUUGAAGCCGUGUUCAGCAUAUGAAAAUAAAUGGUACCGUAAAGUCAUCUACACCUUGGUGUAAAACUAUUUUAUUAGCUUCCUUAUCAAUCCAGAAAUGUAUACUGUUCUAUUUUUUUGUCUCACAUGUUUAGUAAAAUUUCAUUAGGUCUGGCAAAGAAAUGGAAAUUUACAAUAAGCAUAUUGGAAAUUGAUUGGUAGGUCUGGUAAAGACUAGCCAUCCUUGUUGAAUAUGUUCUGUGCUGUCAGCAACAAAUAUUUUUCAAUGAAAACUAAUACAAUGUACAUGGGAAAGAAAAUUGACAAAAACAACUAUUUUGGUCACAUAGUAUAUCAUUACAUUUUCAUACAAAUAGGUAUUGAACAUACAUAAAUGCAUUACUUGAAAUUUAUGAAUUUUCAUUUAUGUGUUCAUAAAAUUUUGUGUUGCAGAAAUGUGGAGUUCUGUGCAGAAGUCUAUCCAUUACAUAUGAUAAACAUAAUGUCAUCCUGUGAUAAUACAUCCAUUAAAAUAAAUUUAUACUGCCAUAGUAUCAAAAUAUUAAGUAUGUAAAACUGUUGCAAUAGAAGCCUAUCUGAAUUUGUGGAAAAAGACAACAAUGAUCACUUCCUAUUUUUGUCAUAACUUUUCCAGUCUCCUUAAGAAAUUCAAAGAAAUCUUGAAAAUAGGUAUUAUUUCAGUGUAUUACAGAAUUGAGUUGUAUGUUUUGUUUGCAGCAGUUUUACAUCUAAGGCACAGCUGAAUGUUUGUAAUUUUUGUACAUGCUUCAUUUUAAUGGUCUUCUUCUACUAAAAUAAAUUGAUGAAACUUGCACAA